GCAUUUUUUUUUUCGUGUCCGUUUUUAUUUCCGGGGAUGAGAGGGUUCCAGAGUUGGGGUUUUUGUUAGGUUUUGUUCCUCUCCUUCGCCACCGUGGUGGGGAGGGAGAUUCCCGAAACCCUAAGGAAAGUCUCUCGAUCUGCCUCUGCCGUCGUCCGCGCCGUUGAAUCCUCUGCUUGGUGUGUCUCAGUGUGAAUCUCCUACAGACCUAGCCAAGAUGGCUAAAAAGAAGAAUCCUCUUGUAUUUCUUGAUGUAUCUGUUGGUGGAGAUCCUCCAGAGAAAAUGGUGUUUGAGCUUUUCUCAGAUGUUGUUCCGAAGACUGCAGAAAAUUUUCGUGCACUUUGUACUGGUGAGAAGGGUAUUGGACCUUCCACUCGAAAGCCAUUACACUACAAAGGAUCUAUUUUUCAUCGUAUCAUUAAAGGAUUUAUGGCCCAAGGUGGUGAUUUCUCGAAGCGAGAUGGAACUGGUGGAGAGAGCAUUUACGGAGGGAAAUUUGCAGAUGAGAACUUCAAGCUGCAGCAUGAUGGACGUGGUUUAUUAUCAAUGGCAAAUGCUGGUCGAGAUACAAAUGGGUCUCAAUUUUUUAUCACUUUCAAAUCUGCACAUCACCUUGAUGGUAAACACGUAGUAUUUGGGAAGCUUUUGCAAGGAAUGGAUGUUUUGAAGAAAAUUGAAAAUGUUGCUACUGUUCAAGGAAGACCAUCUAUGCCUGUAGAAAUAGUUAAUUGUGGUGAAUUCUCGGAAGAUGCCCAAGAAAAGAAAAAAUUAAAAAAGUCGAAAGGUGCCAAGUAUUCUUCCUCUGAAGAUGAUAGUUAUGAAGAAAAAGGAAGGGGAAAGCGUAGAAGGUCUUACAGAGAAAAACGAAAGAAGAGGAGGAGAAGACACUAUUCUUCUGACUCAUAUAGUUCUGAUGAUAGUGAUUCUGACUCAUAUUCUUCAGACAGUGAAACUGAUUCAUACACAUCUUCAUCAGAUAUUAGCACUUCCAGUGAUGAUAGGCGCAGGAGGAGGAAGAAGUCUUCAAAAAGAGAUAGGCGUAGGCGCGAGAAAAGAAGGAGGGACAAGCGUCGUGAGAGACGUAGAAGGCGGCGUGAUAGAAGGUCAAAACGCAAGUCAAGGCGGAGCUCAGAGAGUGAAACUGAUUCAGAUAGUGACAGUAGUGGUGAAAGGAGUACAGACAAUGAAGCAGAUGGACGGGGUCCUGCUAAAAAGGCCAAGGCUGUAUCACGCCCUGUGGAUUCACCUCAUGUUCAUGGUAAGGAGCCCCUCUCACCUGGGGAUAGACAACCAGUGGAUGAACACCAAAAGAAAGAAGAAGCCAAGGUUAUACAGGAGAAUGUUUCGCAGGAGGAGGGAGAAUUUUCCCGAGAGAAUGGUGAACUUCCAGAUAAUGGGAAUGCUGCGGAUGACAAAUUGGAAGUCAAGUCAGAUAAAGUUAUUGAUAGGCAUUCUAAUUCCGAUGAUGACUCUAGCAAAUCAAGGAGCCGAUCGCCUAGUCCAAGAAGAGGUCGAAGCAUGAGUCCGAGGAGCGUAAGCAAGAGUCCUAGUCCCAGCUUGAGUCCCCGAAGAAGUCCCAGUAAGAGCCCACCCCCACGAAGUGUGAGUAGGAGUCCAGUCAGACCUGCCAGUCGGGGGAAUCGCAGGAGCUAUUCAAGAAGUCCAGUGAGGACCAGGAGCCCUGUGAGGAAGGCUCCUACACCUUCAAACCAUCGACGCAGUUUGUCAAGAAGUGCUUCCCCUGAUGGCUCUCCCAAACGUAUUAGAAGGGGUCGGGGCUUCAGUGAACGAUACUCUUAUGCUCGUCGCUAUCGCACUCCUUCGCCACCAGAUCGUUCUCCAGUACGUUAUCGUUAUAGAGCUCAAGAAAGAGAGAGAGAGAGGUAUUCUAAUUACAGGAGCUAUCCUGACCGAUCUCCUCCAAGACGGUAUCGAAGUCCGCCAAGAGGCAGAACACCUCCCAGAUACAGGAGUAGGAGGAGUCGAAGCCGUAGCAGGAGCCAUAGCCGGAGCACUGGACGCAGUCCUGGAGGUUACCGUGGUCGUGCUAGGGAUCGUAGUCCAAGCCCUGUUCGGAGCCGAAGUCCUGUCGAUGAAAGACCUGCCAUGAGCGAUAAGCUGCGACCUCGUGUUGGUUCUAGGGGUGGUAGCCACCCUUCGGACAGGGGAAGAUCAUUAUCAAGAAGCAGGAGCCCAUCUGCAUCAGGAUCUUCUCCAGAUGCCAGACCUCACAGCCGAGAUAGCAAGGGCAAGUCUAGGUCUCCUCCUAAAAACGGUCGAUCUCCCAGCCGCUCUCGAUCAAGCUCCCCAGAUAGGAACAAGGGGUUGGUUUCCUACGGGGAUGGAAGUCCAGAUAAUGGGGCCAGGUAGAUUUACUUUUGAAGUUGUUGGUGACAAUUUUAGAUACCACUGUAGCUUUUUUUUUCCCCGGCUUCAUUUGCCAGUAAUAGUCCUUCCUGCAGAGUCCGUACUUUGUAUUGCAUUGGCUUAUGUUCGUUCCUUUUUCCGUUAUCGGAUCUUGUUGGUAGAAUGUAGAUACGCCCAUAUUUAAGAAACCUUUUGUCUGGGAUUUCUUUUCAAA
Molecule: messenger RNA, 2582 nt
Organism: Nymphaea colorata (pocket water lily)
Lineage: Eukaryota; Viridiplantae; Streptophyta; Magnoliopsida; Nymphaeales; Nymphaeaceae
Product: peptidyl-prolyl cis-trans isomerase CYP63-like
Exons: 14
Coding region: 218-2371 (717 amino acids)
Biological process (GO): protein folding; protein peptidyl-prolyl isomerization
Molecular function (GO): peptidyl-prolyl cis-trans isomerase activity
Source: RefSeq, a predicted model, not a curated record